CUACACGCCACAGCGCUCGUCAAAAACGCGCGUCGACACCCUAGCUUUACCCUCCUGGUCGGCCGCGACACGCUGCCGCAGCGCUGAUUGGCUAGAAGCGCGUCAUCCAUGCGCCUUCGAAGCAGGCCGUAGGGGCUGCCCCGCGACGGAAUGGCAGCUUUCCCAGAGGAGCCCUAUGGGGUGGCGGGCUUCCAUCAGCUCCGUGCGCCCGGUUUCGGAAUGGCAGCGCCCGGCUUCGACUACUCGAGCUCCGACUCCGAGUCGACGGACAGCGGCUUCGAGCGAGGCGGCUCCCUGUCGACGGACAGCGACGCGAGCGACAGUGAAGACUCGCUCACGACGGCGACGACGACGCGCCGCACGCUCAACGACGACGAGGACUGGUGGCGCGAAGGAAGGGCAGCUUUAGAUGCGGCGGCGGCCGCGGCGGCGCCGGCCGAGGCCCUCGCGGGCGCCAUGCGCGAGUACGGGGCCGACGCGCGGCUCGCCGUGCGCGGCGCGCAUCGGCUGGAGGCGCACUACGCGUCUGGAGGUUUGGAGGGCUGUACGAAUGCGACGCGCGAGGCGUCGGUCGUGGCGACGGAGCUUUUGGGAGCGCUGCGACGGGCGGACUCGAGCGGCGCGUCGGCGCUGCAGGCGUGCGCGGCGGCCUGCGCGUCAUCCAGACCGAGCGGCGGGGCCGUGUUUAUUGAUAGAUUAGCGGCGCACGGCGGUCUGGCCUGCGUGCUCGAGACGCUAUCUACGCAUCCAGAUGACGUAGACGUGCAGCGCGCCGGGCUCGGGAUCCUGGGCCACGCGCGCCUUUUGGAUCGAGAAGCUUCCGUUAGAUUAAGUGCGCCGCGGGCCGUGGACGCGGCGCUAGAAGCGCUGAGCCGCCACAAGGGCGAUCCUAAACUUGUGGGUCUGGCGGCGCUGGCGUUGUAUAAUGCGGCCCACGCCGACAUGGGCGCGGCGGCGACCGUCGCCGGCGAGUGCCGUUUGAUAGUGGCGUCGUUGCAGGGGUGCGAGGCGGAGUCGGCGCGGGCGGCGGGCUGCUGGGCCUUGGGUGCUCUCGCGGCGCUCGAGGGCCUCCGCGAGAGCGGGGAGCGGGUCUCGCUCGCGGCGGCCGUGAAGAAGGCGGGCGCCUUCGAGCUCUUCGCCGAGACCCUGGCCCGGUUCCCGGCGUCGUCGCUCGCGCACCGCAACGCGACGCUGGCGCGGGGCCAGCUGCGGGACGCGCUCGACCGCCCCGAGCCGCCCUUGAAUACGCAAGAGAAGUGGCCCAUGUUCGGCACGCACUGUGUAAUGUCCUAAACUUGAUAUUUUAGCUCGUCGCCGCGCAGGAACGCGGCGAUCGACGCGCACGCCGUGUCGACGAGCCGCCUCCUUGAUUGGUCCGUCGCCCAC
Messenger RNA from Pelagomonas calceolata, 1386 nucleotides. The record is from the annotation of a GenBank genome assembly. NCBI's taxonomy places the organism in Eukaryota, Pelagophyceae, Pelagomonadales, Pelagomonadaceae.